This is a messenger RNA of Myxocyprinus asiaticus (Chinese sucker), 3789 nucleotides long. It is a transcript of the gene musk, whose product is annotated as muscle, skeletal, receptor tyrosine kinase. Bases 132 to 2975 code for a protein of 947 amino acids. Lineage: Eukaryota; Metazoa; Chordata; Actinopteri; Cypriniformes; Catostomidae. Gene Ontology annotation, molecular function: transmembrane receptor protein tyrosine kinase activity; ATP binding; protein binding. The record is from RefSeq and is a predicted model, not a curated record. The transcript has 17 exons. Gene Ontology annotation, cellular component: signaling receptor complex. Gene Ontology annotation, biological process: positive regulation of kinase activity; protein phosphorylation; multicellular organism development.
AGUGACACUAACAGAGCGUAGGGCCUGUCUACUGCACACACACUGUACGAUCUGCGGGGACUUCUGUUCAGAAUUGUGAUAUGAGGCUUACGAGUGGAUUUUAAAGCUGAUUUGAAGCACAAUGCUCAGUGAUGAAAAUGAAGCUCCUCAAAAACAUUCCAAUAAUACUCUUUCUGACAUAUUUCAGCCUGAGUGAAGAGCUUCAGAGAGCACCAAAAAUCAUAACAUUGCUUGAGACAGUGGACACAUCUCUGGAUCAUAAUGCUACUUUUAUCUGUGAGGUUGAUUCAUACCCUCAAGCUGAAAUCACAUGGACACAGAAUAAUUACCCAAUACGGUAUUACGAUUCUAGAUACGUCCUAAGAGAAAGUGGCCAAAUGCUGAUCAUUCCCAAUGUGAAGGGUUCAGAUAAUGGAGAAUAUUGCUGCAUUGCUAAUAAUGGGGUUGGACAAGCAGCGAAGAGCUGUGGAGCUUUACAACUGAAGAUGAAGCCACAAAUCAAAAGACAUCCUACAAACAUGACAUUGCUUCUGGAGUCAAAGGCUGUGCUGCCAUGUGUAACCUUAGGAUAUCCUAAACCAGAAAUAUCAUGGAUUAAAAAUGAUGAUUUGAUAAAGGUUAAUAAUCGUAUAUCAGUUUUGGAAUUUGGUGCCCUAAAAAUUAAUAACAUAAAGAAAGAGGAUGCCGGGCAGUAUCGCUGUGUGGCCAGAAAUAGUUUUGGGGUCGCUUUCUCCAAACCAGUUACCAUCGAAGUACAAGCUCCUGCCAAAAUACUAAAAGUUCCCAAAGAGAAGAAAGUCCAGAUCGGAUCAGAAGUUGUGUUAGAGUGUAACGCCACUGGCAACCCAAUCCCUUCUAUAACCUGGCUUGAAAACGGCAAUACGAUUUCAGGAGCAUCAGUGGAGGAGACACUGGUGGAUGAGGUCAUAGUGUCUGUUCUCCGUGUGGUGGUGCAUAAACCUGCUCUAUACACCUGUCGAGCUACUAACCAGCACAGCGGAGGAGCCAACACCGUUAAAGCCACAACAAAAAUAACUGUUACAGAAUGGAGACUGUACAAAGGCAAUGCUGGUUACUGCAGUACAUACAGAGGUGACAUCUGUCGGGGUCUUCUCCGGCAAGACGCUCUGGUCUUCUUCAACUACUCUCUGCCGAACCCAGAGGAUGCGCAAGAGUAUCUGGCUCAGAGCAUGUGGGGGGAGCUGGAAGGUGUGAGUUCAUUCUGCAGGCCUGCUGCGAGAUCGCUGCUUUGCCAUGCAACCUUCCAGGACUGUAAUCCCUCUGGACUGGGACCAGCACCUAAACCUGUCUGCAGGGAGCACUGUCUGGCAGUGAAGGAGCUGUACUGUUAUAAGGAGUGGCGUUCUGAAGAGGAAAGAUCUCAUCAAGGGUUCCCACAUAGCCUGAGCAUCACUCUCCCAGAAUGCACCACUCUACCCAGCCAGCAAACAGACCCAUCCUCAUGUACAGCUGUUCCAUAUGUUGAUAUUAAGAAAGACCAAGUUACAACAACAUGUUACAAUGACAGAGGACGGUUUUACCAAGGAACCCACAACAUCACAGCAUCUACUAUUCCCUGCCAGAGAUGGAACCAACAGGAUCCUCAUCAACAUCGGCUCUCUGUAGACGUGAUUCCUGAGUUGCGAAAUGCAGAAAACUACUGUCGUAAUCCAGGAGGAGAGAGUGACAGGCCAUGGUGCUAUACCACUAGCCCCAGUGUACGCUGGGAGUACUGCUUAGUGCCCAAAUGUGGAGAAGUUCCCAGUGUGAAGACUGCACCCUCAAUUCCAAAACCAGUCCAGUUCUACCCACCCCCUCCUGCGUCCACAGCCUACUCGAUGAGUGUUAUCAUCUUUGUAAUUGCUGGCUUUGCUGGGGCAGCCUUCUUCACCAUACUCGUCCUCAUGUGCCACAGACGAAAAAAAAUGUGGAAAAAACAAAAAAGUAGGGUGAUGGAGACCCCCACCUUGACGGCUCUCCCCUCUGAGCUCCUGCUGGACAGACUUCACCCCAACCCCAUGUACCAGCGUCUGCCUCUCCUGCUCAACUCCAAGCUCCUCAGUCUCGAAUAUCCACGCAACAACAUUGAAUAUGUCCGUGACAUUGGAGAGGGGGCCUUCGGGAGGGUCUUUCAGGCAAGAGCUCCUGGUCUUCUACCGAUGGAGCCGUUCACCAUGGUAGCAGUGAAGAUGUUGAAGGAGGAAGCUUCGGCCGACAUGCAGAAUGAUUUUCAGAGAGAAGCCGCCCUCAUGGCUGAGUUUGAUCACCCCAACAUCGUCCGGCUUCUAGGAGUCUGUGCUGUGGGAAAGCCCAUGUGUUUGAUGUUUGAAUACAUGGCUUAUGGGGACUUAAACGAAUACCUGCGACGGCGCUCCCCAUCACAGCAGCCCAGUUUAAGUUGGGGUAGCCUGACUUGCAGCAGUCUUGCAUCUGAACCAGAGCGUUACCCGCCCCUCAGCUGCCUCGAGCAGCUCUUCAUUUCCAAGCAGGUGGCGGCAGGCAUGGCAUACCUGUCUGAGCGCAAGUUCGUGCACCGUGACUUAGCUACCCGCAACUGUUUGGUCGGAGAAAACCUGGUUGUGAAAAUUGCCGAUUUUGGUCUCUCGCGCAACAUCUACGCGGCUGAUUACUAUAAAGCCGGUGAGAAUGACGCCAUCCCCAUCCGAUGGAUGCCACCUGAGUCCAUCUUCUACAACCGCUACACCAGCGAGUCUGAUGUGUGGGCUUACGGAGUGGUACUAUGGGAGAUAUUCUCAUAUGGUAUGCAGCCCUACUACGGCAUGUCCCACGAGGAGGUCAUCUACUAUGUACGGGAUGGAAAUGUUCUUACCUGUCCAGAAAACUGCCCACAGGAGCUGUAUAACCUUAUGCGUCUUUGCUGGAGUGGCUAUCCAACCGAUCGACCUAGUUUCGCAAGUAUUCACCGCAUCCUGGAGAGAAUGCACGACCAGAUGCUCAAAAGUGGCCUCUCUUGAGAAACUCUAGACCAGGAAUCUCUGCAAGCAGAGACAUACAAUAUAAUAUAUGCCUGGUGUAAGUCCUUUCCUUUAGUUUUUUUUUUUUUUUUUUUUUUUUAAUCUGUUUUAAUUUUAGUUGUGAGUACCAUGUAUUUAAUUAUUGUUUAGUAACAUUUAAAAAAAAAAAAUCAUCAAGAACAUGGGUAACACUCUACACUAAUAUUCCCUUUGUUAAGGGUUUAUAAAGAGGUUCAUUAGUUACUAAUUCAUUUACAAAUUCAUUAUAAAUCAUUGAUAUACAGUUAUAACAACAUGAAUAAAAAGGGCCAGCUACUUGCCUAAUAGUGAGCCAUUUUACCUCACAUGUUAUAAAUACUCAAUAAAUACACUUAUUCAUACUUAUAUUAAUAAAAAGCACAUAAAAUGUCCUAAUUUGUAAUGCAACAAAUGUAAAUGUAAAUGUAAUUUAUGAUUUAUGUCACAAUGGAGAAAACAGAUAACUAUGGUGAGAUCAAAAGGAGGGAUUAUGUCAUUUUGAUACAGUCCGCUUUGUGCUUACAGUAUAUUCAUUACUGUAAUGUCUUCACUCACUUUGUGUUGUCUCUUUCCUUGUCACAUUGAUGUAACAACCUGAUGUCAAAAAUGGUGCUACGUUUAUAUUACAUUUAUUUAGGUUAUUAAAGGUGCAUUCGGUAAUUUGGGGUAAAUUUAAAAAGUUUCACACCUUAACAAAUGAAUUGUGUUUUUGUGAAGAGUGAUCUGAAUGGUGUACACUCACAUGAGAUGAAGACUGUACUCAUAAUAGUUGUCUAUAAAAAGUGUUUUUAUUAUA